Molecule: messenger RNA, 504 nt
Organism: Ilex paraguariensis (yerba mate)
Lineage: Eukaryota; Viridiplantae; Streptophyta; Magnoliopsida; Aquifoliales; Aquifoliaceae
Source: the annotation of a GenBank genome assembly
AAGGUUAUUAAACUCCUAAAGGAAAAUGUUAUUGCCUUUGUGAAGGGGUUCAUGAACUCCCAAGAGCAAGUGAAGGGUGUAUAUCCCGAUCUUAACCUGGAUUCCUUCAUUCCUCAGCUUGGGCCAAAGAAAAUGGCGAAAGUGACUAUUGGGGCUGCUACUGAGGUAGUUAGUGCUGGUGAGGGAACCUUGACUGGACCUGCAGAGAGGGGCAAGGAGGUGGGCACUGAGGCAGCCAGUGCCAAGGUAAUUGAAACCGAGAUAGCUUCGAUCGGUGCUACCUCUCCACUGCUACACGAUCGAUCGGUGCUGCUCUCCACUGUUACACGAUCGGUGCUGUUCUCCACUGCUACACUCCAAAGCUUCGAGUUUUUCGCUGCUUCUACACUAUCGUUGCUGCUGGCCAGAGAUAUCGUUGGGUUUGGAGGGCUGGUCUGGACUGUGGAGACUCCAGUCCAUAUGAAGAUCCCGCUGUCCAGUCCAGUCUAUAUGAAAAUCUUAUAA